UUUUUUUUACAUUAUGUUGUAGACAAUUCGAAGUUAUCAAAUUAAAACUAUGAGGAACAUACAACGAUGGGUUUCUAUACUUUUGAUCAAUAGCAUAGUUGUGGUCAUGACACAGAUGUGUACAAUUUCCCACUAUGCUGAUGAUUGUGGAAAUAAAGGAUUGCUGUGGAACUGUAGUGGCUUAAACAUCUCCAAAUUACCAACAGAGCUACCUCCCGAGUUGGAAAAUAACAACGUCACGUUGGAUUUGUCCUUUAACCAGAUUAGCUCGUUGACAGAAGAUAUAUUUCAACAUAUUGCACGUUACUCAAAAGUCACUGCAAUCAUCCUAAAAUACAACAGUAUAACAGAAAUUGCAUAUCUGGCCUUCCAAAAACUGACGAGCUUAUGCAGUUUGGAUCUUUCUUAUGCACAUCUUGAAAGAAAAGAAAUAGAUUCCGAAGCAUUUUCUAAUCUUGACAAACUUCAGGUUCUUCAAAUCCACGGGAAUGACUUCCAAUAUUCUGGCUAUCCUGGCAUAUCACUUUCCAAAAUCCAUUCACUAGAAUAUUUAAAAAUUGACAUUUUCCAUAACUUUUCAUUUACAAAGCCCUUUGAAAAUUUAACAAAAUUAUCCCAAUUAGAAUUUCAUGUUCUCAACGCUUUCAAAUUAACCAAUGCUUCAUUUCAGGGCCUUAUGUACUCUCCAAUUCACAAUCUAACAAUGAAUUUUAGCAGUUUUGUCGAUUGUGACGUACCAGAGGAUCUUUUCUGCUCUUUUCCAUACCUAGAUAACGAAAUCGAAAUUUAUUUCGGUGGCGACUGCGAUGUGUAUGCAGCACUUAAGUCCUUAAAAUGUUUACAGAAUCAAACAAUUAUACAAAAACUGGAUUUGCGGCAAAACAAGAAAGCUAUUGUAACUGAUCCCAUCAUUUUAAACGAAAAAUCCGCCAAGUAUCUUGUCAAUAUCUGCGUGAGGGUGCUACUUUUGGGAAGCUGUCAUAUUGGAUAUUUUAAAGUAAAUUUACACGGAACAACGCUAUGGAAAUGCUUAGAUUCUUUAGAUAUUGACAGUAAUAACAUGAUAUAUGUUAGUUUUGCAACAGUUUCCGCAAUUUUCUCAAUGCCAAAACUUAAAAAAUUUAAUGCGUGCUGCAAUAACAAUAAAAACCUUAUGUUAGGAAAUAGCUCACACCGUGUGCUAGGAAAUGAUUACUUCUCUGUUAAUAUAACUUUACCAAAGAAUUUAGAAGUAUUAGACUGUUCUGGAAAUUACGUUCACAAUGCUCUAAGAUGGACAACAAAUUUAUCAUUAAUAGGUGAAAAAUUGCAAAAGUUGGAUCUGCAACACACAAAUUUUCCUCUUAACUUUAAAGGAACAUUUAACCUUCCGUCAUUGAGUUUUCUUAAUUUAUCUGAAAAUACAUUUAAAUAUAUUCACCCUGAUAUAUUCCAAAAUGUUAGAAAUCUUCGGAUAUUGAAGGCGGUAGAUAUCGGUGUAGGGCACAUCUCUGAAAAUCUGUUUAAAAAUCUCAGACACCUGGUGUCACUCGAUUUUUCUCAAAACAGUUUAAGAAGUUUACCACGCUCUCUUUUAAAAGAUCAGAGGGAAUCUUUAUUAGAAAUUAUACUGGACCGUAACAUGUUCACUGCCCUUCCAGAUGUUUUGAUAAAACAUGAAAAGGUGCAGAUGCUGUCUAUCCGGUACAACUUAAUAUCAAAGUUUUCUAAGAGAGACCAAAGCCUAUUUAAAUCAACAAAAAAUCUAUCAUUUCUUUUAGAGGGUAAUCCGAUUUCCUGUUCAUGUGUGAAUAUCCAGUCUUUGAGAUGGAUGAAAGAUCACCAAAAUUCAAUUUUAGAUCUCUCAACAGUUCAAUGCGCGGAGAGUAAAGAUCCUAUUUAUCAAUUGUUUCACGACCAAGUUUGGGUGAAAUUUGAACUAGGUUGCCAGGCAACCGACUGGCUAAUUUUUUCACUCGGACUACUGGUGUUCACAGUGUUGACUCUCAUUUCCAUAGCCGCCAUUAAGAAAUACCGAGUUCAUUUGGAAUAUGUUAUUCUAAGAAUAAAAAACAGAUUAAAAGGUAUGCCAUUGCGAAUCAGUGAAGGUGAUGUGUUUUUGUACGAUGUCUACGUUUCAUACGAUGAAGUGGACUACCCGUGGAUCCUUGGGGAAUUGUAUCCAAAAUUAGAAAGACUUGGCGUAACGGCAUGGUUGACAGAUAAAGACUCCAUCCCAGGAAGACCGAGGUCUGAGGAAAUAGUCAGCUGUGUCACCGAAAGCAGGAAAGUGAUGUUUGUGGUCAGCGAAAGUUUUACGGAUAAAGGAUGGUUUUCAUAUGCUGUGCAGAUGGCCAUUACGCAUGCAUUUCAUAAUCAACGUCAGGGAUCCAUCGUCGUUUUAAUCAAAGAUGACGUCCCUUUAGAAAGGCUCCCAGACGAAAUGAAAAACAUAUGGUGGUGUAUUGAACAUAUCAGAUGGCCAAAGAACGAUGGUACAUGUAGCGACGAAAUGAUACUAUCAGAAUUAUCUAACAUCAUGAAACCGAAAUAAACAUACAGUUACUUACAUCUUUUUUCUCUCUGACGAAAUUGAUAAUUGUAUAUAGCUACAUGCGCGGAUCUAGAAAGGGGUCCGGGAGGGGGGGGGGGUUGGACCCCCUACUCUGGAAAAUUCAAAUUUCUUAAAUUCACAUAGUAAAGUUACCAAAAAUAUGCCUCGCUACCCCCAUCCCCACCCCCGGCCAACACAAUUACAUGUACCCCUCGGAACCCCCAGCCCAGCCCACGGGAAAAUUUUCUGGAUCGGCGCAUGAUCUAGUAUAUUUGUAAAACACUAAUGUCUUUCUUUCCUUAUCUGAACAUUUUAAUAUCGAUUAACCCAGGAUAGUGGUCGUGAACAUUUCAUAGUAUCACAGUGUAUGAUAUUUACGUUUUUUCUAUAUUUCUCAUUGCGUAAAAUAUAAUUGUUUUAA
This is a messenger RNA of Magallana angulata, 2954 nucleotides long. RefSeq names its product toll-like receptor 4. Gene Ontology annotation, cellular component: membrane. The transcript has 2 exons. Lineage: Eukaryota; Metazoa; Mollusca; Bivalvia; Ostreida; Ostreidae. The record is from RefSeq and is a predicted model, not a curated record. The coding region runs from base 50 to 2533 and encodes 827 amino acids. Gene Ontology annotation, biological process: immune response; toll-like receptor signaling pathway. Gene Ontology annotation, molecular function: protein binding; transmembrane signaling receptor activity.